AUGACUAUCACUUCUUCUACUACCAAAUCUGACGAAACUUCUCGAAGCCCAGCUACCCUCCUCCAAAUGACAACCCUCACCCGCCCACCCGCCUCAGAAUACUACGCGUACCGUAUUGCUCGUGGCGAACAAGGAGUCCUAACUUUCGAACCCUACAAAUCCCAUCUCCUCCCUCACUGGCGCUUCCGCACCGUCCCCAUAGCACGCACCUCCUCUACCACCUUGUAUGAGCACUUCUUAUCCUUCUGCGAAGGAGAUGAUUUCGUGGGCAUGGAUAUGGCGCGAAAGUUCAUCCAGAUGGGGAUGACCAGGAGUAAAAGAUAUGCGAAUUAUAAAGGGGGAAAGAAGUAUGAUGGGGGAAAGGAGGGAGGCGUGCAGAGGGAGAAGAGUAAGGGUCAUGAGGGGAGGGAGGAGAAGGAGGAGGCUAGUAGGAUUUUUAAGGAGGUGUGGGAGAGGUGUAAAGCUCAUGAGGGGUAUCAGAGAUUGAAAGAGCGGUUCUUGGUAGAGCAGAAGAGGUGGGAGAAGGCUCAGAAAGAGAUUGGAAAGAUUAAAUCGGAGACUGAAGCGAAAGUCGAAGAGGAGGAGACGGCUCAUGUGCCGAAGAAACGUAAGACUAGAAGUAGUAUCAAAAAAGAAGAAUUCAAUUAA
Molecule: messenger RNA, 648 nt
Organism: Glarea lozoyensis ATCC 20868
Lineage: Eukaryota; Fungi; Ascomycota; Leotiomycetes; Helotiales; Helotiaceae
Exons: 3
Coding region: 1-648 (215 amino acids)
Source: RefSeq, a predicted model, not a curated record